This is a messenger RNA of Quercus robur (English oak), 2246 nucleotides long. RefSeq names its product factor of DNA methylation 1-like. The record is from RefSeq and is a predicted model, not a curated record. Lineage: Eukaryota; Viridiplantae; Streptophyta; Magnoliopsida; Fagales; Fagaceae. The transcript has 7 exons. Gene Ontology annotation, biological process: gene silencing by siRNA-directed DNA methylation. Bases 112 to 2004 code for a protein of 630 amino acids.
UCAGAUGUGUCCAAUAUAAUUUUCUUUUUCUCCAAACAUUUGUAAGGCAAGCUCGUGAAUCGUAAUCAUCUCUCUCCCUUCAAAGAAGAAGAAGAAGACAGAGAGUCAAAUAUGGACUACAGUUCUGAAGAGUCAGAUAUUAGUGAAUCUGAGAUCAAUGACCGCAUAGAGAAACCAUAUGAGGAGCUGAGAGCUGGAAAGUACAAAGUUAAAGGUUUGAAUGGCAACCUUAGAUGUCCAUUCUGUGCUGGGAAGAAGAAACAAGAUUACAAGUACAAGGAGUUGCUUCAACAUGCUUCAGGAGCAGGUAAAGGUUCAGCUAAAAAAAGUGCAAAACAAAAGGCAAACCAUCUUGCCCUGUCAAAGUACUUGGAGACUGACCUAGCAAGUGAAGCAGACCAAACACAACGUCCAAUUUUGCCAAAACCUGUUGCUCCACCUCCAAAGCUAGAUGAUUUAUAUGUAUGGCCUUGGAUGGGUAUCCUUGUUAAUAUAGUAUUUAGCAAUAAGGACAUUUUACUUGUUACUGAACAAUUGUUGACAAGGUUCCGGAGAUUUCAACCAGUGGAUAUUGUAGUUUUCUCGGAUGAGGAGGACCAAAUAGGACAGGCCAUUGUAAAAUUUAGUAAUGAUUGGAAGGGCUUCAUGAAUUGUUCUGAAUUUGAGAAAUUUUUUGAAACUGAACAUUGCGGUAAAAAGGAGUGGUAUGCACAGAAAAUUCAUGGUCGUAAAUGCUAUGGGUGGUGUGCACGCGCUGAUGACUAUGAAGCUCAAGGGGCGAUAGGUGAUUUUCUUCACAGGAAUGGGCAGUUAAGAACAGUAUCUGACAUUGACAGGGAAGCAGCGCAAAACAGAAGCAAUGUUGUGGCAAAGCUAGCUAAUAAAAUUAAUAUUACGAAUGAAAAUCUUAACGAAAUAGAGUACAAGUACAACGAAAAGACCAUGACAUUAAGUAGGAUGCUUGAAGAGAAAGACAGGCUAAACUAUGCUUAUGAAGAAGAAAUAAUGAGGUUGCAGCGGCUUGACCGUGGAAAAAUUCAUAGGAUACUUGAUGAACAAGAAAAACUGAAACUUCAAUUGGAGAACAAGAACAAUAGACUUGAAUCCUGGAGCAAAGAAUUGAACAAACGUGAAGCACUAACUGAGCGUGAGAGACAAAAGCUUGAUGAGGAGAAGAAAAAGCAUGGUGUGAGAAACAAUUCACUUCAAAUGGCUUCCUGGGAGCAGAAAAGGGCUGAUAAGAAUGUCGCAAGGCUGGUUGAGGAGCAAAAGAGGGAGAAAGAGGCUGCCCUAAAUAAAAUACUUCAGUUGGAAGAGGAGCUGGCUGCUAAACAAAAACUGGAGAUGGAAAUUGAAGAGAUAAAAGGGAAACUUCAGGUGAUGAAGCAUCAUAAAGAUUAUGAUGAUGCAGCAGUUCAGAAGAAGAUGGAGGAAAUGAAUGAUGAAUUGCAAGAAAAAGUCGAGGAUCUGAAUCAUUUGGAAUCUACGAAUCAAGCUCUUAUUGCUAAAGAGCGACAGAGCAAUGAUGACUUACAAGAGACUCGCAAAGAAUUAAUUACAGGUUUGACAGAUAUGCUUACUGCUCGAAUGAAUAUUGGUAUAAAGAGAAUGGGAGAAAUCAAUCAGAAGGCAUUUCAAGAUGCAUGCAAGGAGCGGUUUCAUAUUGAUGAAGCAAAUUUGCAAGCCUCAAUUCUGUGCUCUUUGUGGCAGGAGAACCUGAAGGAUCCAGGAUGGCAUCCUUUUAAAAUUGUUCAUAUCAAUGGGGAUACUCAGGAAAUAGUAAAUGAAGAAGAUGAGAAAUUACGAAAUCUCAAAGAGGAGUUGGGGGAUCAGGUGUAUGCAGCUGUUGUUACCGCAUUGAAAGAGAUGAAUGAGUAUAAUCCAAGCGGCCGAUACGUUAUUCCUGAGCUUUGGAACUUAAAAGAAGAAAGGAAAGCUACAUUAAAGGAGGUGAUCAGUUACAUGAUGAAGAAUAUCAAGGCACUUAAGCACAAGAGACCAUGAGGCAUUGGAUUUGAAAUAUUUUCACUUUUUAAAUGGGAGGUACACUGAUAUUCUGUUAAAUGAUUCUCGUAGCUUAAGUUGUUAAGAAAUUGUGAAUUUAAUCAUGGUUCUAUCAAAACUGUUUGGUGCCCCCAUGAAUUGUUUAGGGUUUUCUGCAAUGAGUAAUAGAGUAAUAGGUAGUUUGCUACUUUGCUUGUUUUGGGUUUUCUUUUAGAUGAGUUAACCUACUUUGAUUUGCUCUA